AAGGAUAACGGUUGGGAGGGCGCACACCGGGAGUGAUUUGUUUUAAAAGUAGAAAGCAGGGAAGUACUACUCUUUGUCCCACCCCUACUUAUAAGAGAGCCUUCAGAUUAGCUGAGAACUUGCGGUCUCCGUUUUUUAAUCUUUUUGUCAUGGAUGGUGGACUUCCUUUGCUUAAUCGUCUAUGGCAGCAAGCUCUUAGAAGCUUUUGUUCUUCAGAAAAUCCUGCUAACUCUUCCAAGUGGGUGUAUGCUGUUUUCUGGAGAAUCCUCCCUCGAAACUAUCCUCCACCAAGGUGGGAUGAUGGACAAGGGAUCUUAGACCGGUCCAGUGGAAACAAAAGAAAUUGGAUUCUAGUGUGGGAAGACGGGUUCUGCGAUUUUGAUGAGUGCGAGCGAAUCAGAAAUGCUUCUGGAAAGGGCAGCUUUGGACCAGACAUCUUCUUUAAGUUGUCACAUGAGGUCUACAAUUAUGGAGAAGGAUUAAUGGGGAAGGUGGCAGCUGAUAACAGCCACAAGUGGGUGUUUAGGGAAUUGCCCACACAUGCUGAUCCCAACCUUUUUUCUUCAUGGAAUGCAACACUUGACGUACCACCAAAGGCUUGGGAAUCGCAGUUCAAUUCUGGCAUCCAGACUAUUGCAAUUGUUGCCGUAAAGGAAGGUGUGGUGCAACUGGGUUCACUAGAUAAGGUUGCAGAAGAUCUUAACUUCGUGAUCAAUAUACAAAGAAAAUUUAAUUACCUUCAGAGCAUUCCUGGUGUCUUUGCUAUGCAACGACCUUACCAGCUUUCCUCAGAGCAUUAUAUCAAUAUGCUCAAGCAUAACCUGCAGCUUAGCGAGAUAUCGAGGUGUAGGAUGAGACUUGAUUGUGAGAAGGAAGAGGAAUUUGCAAGCAAGUCAGUUACUUUUGAUUGGGAUAACACCAUGAAGGACACCAUUUUCCAGUCCAUCCCUCCCCUUCUCCCAUCAAUGUCUUACAGUCUCGGGAUGCUUCUGUCUAGAUUACCUUCUGUGACUCCACCAAGCAGCCAUGUUCAAUCUCCAAGUACCGCUAGGAAUUAUGGUUUUCAAGUGCCAAAUUUAACUUGCAGUUAUAGUCAGAACUCUAAUGGGAAACUCAACAUAUCUGAAGUGCCAGAAAGCAAAUCCCAGCUCAUUAGCCCUUGCUCAAGCAAUCGGUAUGAGGAGACUGCAUUUGUACAAGAAUUCAAUGUUCAAGGUGCAGAACCAAGCAACAUUACUCCUAUGCUUUAACAGUGCCAUUCAUUACGAUUAUGUUGUCUGAAGUAAAUUGGGUCCCAAUGCCUGUCAAUUGCUUCAGUCAUUAUAUUAACAUGGAGGGAACUCAUAUGGGGCAAUAUUUUUUUAUGUGAUAAAUAUUUAUGCUCUGAUGUUGUGGCC
Messenger RNA from Elaeis guineensis (African oil palm), 1397 nucleotides. Its product is annotated as protein RICE SALT SENSITIVE 3. The record is from RefSeq and is a predicted model, not a curated record. NCBI's taxonomy places the organism in Eukaryota, Viridiplantae, Streptophyta, Magnoliopsida, Arecales, Arecaceae.